Messenger RNA from Plodia interpunctella (Indianmeal moth), 1880 nucleotides. Its product is annotated as zinc finger CW-type PWWP domain protein 1-like. The coding region runs from base 485 to 1729 and encodes 414 amino acids. Gene Ontology annotation, cellular component: nucleus. Lineage: Eukaryota; Metazoa; Arthropoda; Insecta; Lepidoptera; Pyralidae. The record is from RefSeq and is a predicted model, not a curated record. The transcript is spliced from 6 exons. Gene Ontology annotation, molecular function: zinc ion binding.
GUUAUUGAACUGACUGCGAAAAGCUAUUUCCACGAGAUCACACGUCUAUGGUGUUUUUCAAAAACUUCAUAAAAUAUUUCUUAAUUUGACUAAAUUUGACAUUAUAACAUACAUUCUUAUUAGUUGUUGAAAUAAACUUUCAUACUGAUAUUUAAAAAUCAUGCAUGCAUAAAUAUAGAACAACAUUGAUGCACUUAUACUAAUAGAUUUGUAAUCUUCAUAAUUAUAAUCACGGACUUAACGUGAUAGAAUUCAUACAAUAAUAGUAAAUUUUCAACAAUUCACACAGUCAUUCACAGUAUGUACCGACAUCCUACAAUUUAUUACUUUUCUCAUUAACUCUGCAACUUUAAAAAAAUUAAACUGAGCUCUAUGGUUCAGAAAUUAAGACUGCUUUGCUCUUGGACAGAUUUCAAUUUUGGCGCCAUCAAUAAUCGGCGUCACCAAUUAUUUUCUUUCUAUAGCAAACUACAUAUAAUUUAAAAUGGAUAACAUUAAGUUGCCUAUAGAAAAUGCUCAAGAACCUAUAGAAGAAGCAAGUCUACCAUUGAAUAUGAAAACGACGUGUCUGCCUGCAAAAAGCAUUACUGGAUCACAAAGAAGCGUGGCAUACAAAGACGUCUUGAGUCAGCCUGCGCCAGGGUUGACACAGAGACAAAGGUUACAAUGGCUCCAAAACCGUCGUAAUCCUGGACUGUAUGUGCAGUGCGACUCUUGCGAACGCUGGAGAUACCUGCCAUACGUCGUCGAUAGCCAUGAACUACCACACAAAUGGUACUGCAAGAUGAACCCAGACUCAUCGCAGGCAAGUUGCUCAGCGCCGGAGCAGCCGAUUCGUCCCAGCGACGAGGAGGAGCUCAUUCACAGCGAAUACUCUGCUGGGUCUGUGGUGUGGGCGCGGCUGCCCGGCUGGCCGUGGUGGCCGGCUAUGGUCGACGACUGCCCCGACAACGAACAGUUUUACUGGCUCGACGGCUUCUCUGAUAUACCUACCCACUACAAUGUUGUAUUCUUUGAUGCAUUUGAAGUUACCCGUGCAUGGAUUGCACCUGAUCAAAUGAAGCCUUACAGUACUAAUAAAAAUAGUUUUAAACGACCAAAAGACAAGAGAUUUAAAUCCCGAUUAGAAGUAGCUCUCAAACAGGCUAAAGAUGCCGACCUAUUGCCGUUACCAGACCGUCUUGCUAAAUAUAGUUUUAUAGCAAGAUAUAAAGGGACAAUCAAUAAGCCCAAUAAAAUAAAUAAAAAAGUUCUUGAAAAGUUUAAGAAACAGUUGAAAAGAAAGCUCAAUAUUGAUUUUUCUGAUGACGAAAGUUCCGAUGAAGAUUUUAUCGAACCUAAAGAAACCUCUAAGAAGAAAUCAAACAUGAAUGGUAAUGCUGUAAUUUUAGGAACCCCAAAAAGAGAUAGGCGUAAUAAUAUAAUUCCCAAAGUGUUAAAUGAAGCUUAUAAUAAGGAACAAGCUAGCGUGAUUGAUAAGGACAAUACAGAUGCAUCAGUAAAAGUCGUCGAAGUUGCAAAUGAAAAAAUAGCAGAGCAAAAUAAAAAUAAUGAUUUGGAACCCGAUUCAAUGACUGUUCAAAUAGGUAGCUCGACAGUAGUGCAGGAUUCCACCACCGCCUCAACUAUACUUGCUAAUGAGCCCAAAGAAACCCAUGAUUCUGAGAAAACUGAACAAUACGAAGUUCGUAUCCCAUCAAGUCCAAUCAGCAAUGAUUUUGAUUUUUAAGAAGUGAAAUCCAUACGAAAAUGUACGGUAAAUUUUGAAUUGAUAUAAGGUUCGUUUAAAUAUAAGGAAGAUGUUAUUUUUUAUAUAUGCACGUGUCCACAGAUUAGACGAAUGUUUGUUUACUGAUAUUUUACUAUUAUAUUACAUUACA